AUGAGUAAAGAGCUGAAGAGUAAGACGUUCUGGAGGGCUGCCUUUGCCGAGCUGCUGGGUACGACCCUGUUCAUGUUCCUCAGCAUCUCUGCUGCCGUAGGAAACCAAAACAAAGAUGGUCCUGAUCAGGAGGUCAAGGUGGCCUUCUCUUUCGGCCUGGCUAUAGCAACCUUAAGUCACAGCCUGGGCCAUGUGAGCGGCGCCCACUUCAAUCCAGCCGUCACCUUGGGGCUGCUAACGAGCUGCCAGAUUAGCAUCCUGAGGGCCACGAUGUACAUCCUGGCACAGAUGCUGGGGGCGACCGUGGCCAGUGGCCUUGUGUGCGAAGUUAAACCGAGCAACGUCAGUGGGCUGGGCGUCAACACCCUAAACAGAAUCACCCCAAUACAAGGCAUUGGCAUUGAGCUACUGGCCACCUUCCAGCUGGUCCUGUGUGUCAUAGCGACUACCGAUAAGAGGCAGCCUGGCACGAGGAGCUUGGCCCCGCUGGCGGUCGGCUUUUCAGUGUGCCUCGGGCACCUGGCUGCAGUCAGCUACACAGGUUGUGGGAUAAAUCCUGCUCGCUCCUUUGGCCCAGCUGUUGUUACGGGCAACUUUGAAAACCACUGGGUGUACUGGGUGGGGCCUCUGUGUGGAGGUGUGAUGGCUGCCCUCGUUUAUGACCUUGUCCUAUGCCCCAAACAACAUUUGUCUGACCGUGUGACGGUUCUGUUCAGUGGCCGAGGAGGGGAGUGCAGCAUCAGCAAGCCAGAAAAAAGGGCUGAAAUUGAAGUGCCAACCAAGGUCUGAAAUAUCGUUAAGUGCCGUAUUAUAAUUUAUGUAUUAGCAUCACGUGGUAGUCAUGUUUCAUUAUGUGCUUUGGAAUUGGGGGGUUAAGGGCCUUGCUGAAGGGCCCAACGGAAACGUGUCUAUUCAGCUGAGGAUGGGAUUCAAACCAGCAACCUUCCAAUAAUGGGCACAGAAGCCUAAUCACAUAAUCACACACAACAGUAAACAACAGUGAACUGGU
Molecule: messenger RNA, 1009 nt
Organism: Brienomyrus brachyistius
Lineage: Eukaryota; Metazoa; Chordata; Actinopteri; Osteoglossiformes; Mormyridae
Product: aquaporin-1-like
Exons: 4
Coding region: 1-789 (262 amino acids)
Biological process (GO): hyperosmotic response; renal water transport; carbon dioxide transmembrane transport
Cellular component (GO): membrane
Molecular function (GO): ammonium channel activity; carbon dioxide transmembrane transporter activity; water channel activity
Source: RefSeq, a predicted model, not a curated record